UCACGCACAUGCUUUGUUUUCACACUCCCCCACAACUACCUCUAUAAAUAAACCCAAGCCCUAGGCCUAGACAACACUUGUUAUUCUGAAAAUGGCGGUGAAGACUUGUAUCUUCCUCUCUCUCUGCUUUCUCUGCACACUUGUUUCUGCGCUUGCCCCUUUCGAAGGGCUGCUUCCCAAUGGGAACUUCGAAGAAGCCCCAAAGGCGACAGACAUCAAGAAGACGGUGCUGCAGGGCAGGCACGCCCUCCCCAAAUGGGAGAUCCGCGGCCUGGUUGAGUACAUCUCCGGCGGGCCCCAGCCCGGCGGGAUGUUCUUCAACGUGGCCCACGGCGUCCACGCGGUGCGCCUCGGCAACGAGGCGUCCGUCUCCCAGACCGUCCCCGUCCGGAACGGCACCCUCUACGCGCUCACGUUCGGCGCGUCGCGGACGUGCGCGCAGGACGAGGUGCUGAGGGUGUCCGUGCCGUCCCAGUUCGGCGACCUCCCCCUCCAGACCCUCUACAGCAGCAACGGCGGCGACACCUACGCCUGGUGCUUCCGCGCCACCUCCAACUCUGUCAAGCUUGUCUUCCACAACCCCGGAAAGCAGGAGGACCCCGCCUGCGGCCCCCUCCUCGACGCCGUCGCUAUCAAGCCCCUCCCCAUCCCCACCCCCACCAGAGGUAACUUGGUGAGGAACGGCGGAUUCGAGGAGGGCCCUCACAUUCUGUUCAACUCCUCCCACGGCGUCCUCCUCCCGCCCAAGCAGGAAGACUCGACCUCGCCCCUCCCAGGGUGGAUCAUCGAGUCGCUCAAGGCCGUUAAAUUCAUAGACUCGGGCCAUUUCAACGUCCCCAUGGGCAAGUCUGCUGUGGAGCUGGUUGCUGGGAGAGAGAGCGCCAUUGCACAAGUGAUCAGGACGGUCCCGAACAAGGCCUACAGCCUCAAGUUCUCGGUUGGUGAUGGCAAGAACGGGUGCCAUGGGUCGAUGAUGGUGGAGGCGUUUGCAGCCAAGGCAGUGAUGAAGGCGCCCUUCAAAUCGGAAGGGAAGGGCAAGUUUGAAACGUUCAGCUUCAAAUUCACGGCGGUGUCGGAUAGGACAAGAUUGACAUUCUUCAGCUCGUUCUACCACACCAAGGUUGAGGAUUAUGGAAGUCUUUGUGGGCCUGUUGUUGAUCAAGUUGAGGUUCUUCCCCUUAAGGUGUAGUGAACUGAUGGGAGUUUUUCUAUCUGUUGAGAAGGAAUGCUUAGGGAUUUUGUAACUGCAUUAACUUCUCCUUUCCUACUUUCUUUAAUACAAAACCGCGUUUUCAAUAA
Molecule: messenger RNA, 1299 nt
Organism: Salvia hispanica
Lineage: Eukaryota; Viridiplantae; Streptophyta; Magnoliopsida; Lamiales; Lamiaceae
Product: protein TEEBE-like
Cellular component (GO): plasma membrane; cell wall
Source: RefSeq, a predicted model, not a curated record